GUGACUGGUUGGCAGGAAGUGAAAGUGCGGCGGCCGGAAGCGGGAGCUGCAGGCCGAGCGGGGCCGGGAAGGUGUGGGGAGAGUUCGUGCGGCCGUCUAUCUCGGUAGUCCGCCGGGGGGGGUUUCACCCGGGGCUCGCAAAGAUGCUGAAGAAGUUCGACAAGAAGGACGAGGAGUCUGGUGGGGGCUCAAAUCCAUUUCAGCAUUUGGAGAAGAGUGCUGUACUGCAGGAGGCUCGCGUUUUUAAUGAAACUCCAAUCAAUCCUCGGAAAUGUGCUCACAUUUUGACCAAGAUCCUGUACCUGAUAAACCAGGGAGAGCACAUGGGCUCAGUGGAGGCUACGGAGGCAUUUUUUGCUAUGACCAAACUCUUCCAAUCAAAUGAUCCCACCUUACGAAGGAUGUGCUAUCUGACGAUUAAAGAAAUGUCUACCAUUGCUGAGGAUGUCAUCAUUGUUACCAGCAGUUUGACAAAAGACAUGACUGGCAAAGAAGACAAUUAUCGUGGACCUGCUGUGAGAGCACUGUGUAAAAUUACUGAUAGCACCAUGCUGCAAGCCAUUGAACGUUACAUGAAGCAGGCAAUAGUAGACAAAGUUCCCAGUGUCUCCAGUUCUGCAUUGCUUUCUUCCUUGCAUUUGCUCAAGACUGGUUUUGAUGUGGUUAAACGCUGGGUGAAUGAAGCUCAAGAGGCAGCCUCGAGCGACAACAUUAUGGUGCAGUACCAUGCUUUGGGUCUACUGUACCACAUCCGCAAAAACGACCGGCUCGCGGUCAACAAGAUGGUGACCAAGUUCUCACGCCAGGGCCUGAAAUCCCCAUUUGCCUAUUGUAUGAUGAUUCGUGUGGCGACCAAACUGCUGGAGGAGGAUGACAGCAGCCGUGACAGCCCUCUGUUUGACUUCAUUGAGAACUGCAUGAGGAACAAGCAUGAGAUGGUGGUCUAUGAAGCAGCCUCUGCCAUUGUCAAUCUGCCAAACUGCACGGCCAAAGAGCUGGCACCUGCUGUCUCUGUGCUGCAGUUGUUCUGUAGUUCACCUAAGGCAGCCCUGCGAUAUGCAGCAGUGAGGACACUCAACAAGGUGGCAAUGAAGCACCCAUCUGCCGUGACUGCUUGCAAUCUGGACCUGGAAAACCUGGUGACGGACUCAAACCGCAGCAUUGCCACACUUGCCAUCACCACCUUGCUGAAAACAGGAAGUGAGAGCAGCAUUGACCGCCUCAUGAAGCAGAUCUCCUCCUUCAUGUCAGAAAUUUCAGAUGAGUUUAAGGUGGUGGUAGUCCAGGCCAUCAGUGCUCUGUGUCAGAAGUACCCACGGAAGCACUCUGUGAUGAUGAAUUUCCUGUUCACCAUGCUGCGAGAAGAGGGUGGGUUUGAGUACAAACGUGCCAUUGUGGAAUGCAUCAUCUGUAUCAUCGAGGACAACCCAGAGAGCAAGGAGACGGGCCUGGCUCACCUCUGUGAAUUCAUUGAGGACUGUGAGUUUACUGUCCUCGCCACUCGCAUCCUUCACCUGCUUGGGAGGGAGGGAGCUAGGACUCCCAAUCCCUCCAAGUACAUCCGCUUCAUCUAUAAUCGGGUCAUCCUGGAGAAUGAAGAGGUCCGAGCAGCUGCUGUGAGUGCAUUGGCGAAGUUUGGAGCCCAGAAUGAUGACAUGUUCCCCAGUGUGAGCGUGUUACUUAAGAGGUGUAUGAUGGAUGAUGACAAUGAGGUGCGAGAUAGGGCCACCUUCUAUCUGAACGUGUUGGAACAGAAACAGAAAGCUCUGAACUCGGCCUACAUCCUCAAUGGCCUGCAAGUGUCCAUUCCUGGCCUGGAGCGAGCUCUUCACCACUACACGCUGGAGCCCUCUGAAAAACCCUUUGACCUGAAAUCAGUUCCAUUAUCAAUGGCCCUCAUCACUGAACAGAAGUCUGAAAUCUCUCCGGCAGCUGCAGUGAAGGUGCCAGAAAAGGUGGCAUCGAGCAGACAGGACAUUUUCCAAGAGCAACUAUCUGCUGUCCCAGAGUUCAAGGACCUGGGUGCACUUUUCAAGUCCUCAUCCAACCCUGUCCCCCUCACAGAGUCGGAGACAGAGUACGUUGUCCGCUGUACCAAGCAUACUUUUGCCAAUCACAUUGUGUUCCAGUUCGACUGUACAAAUACUCUGAAUGAUCAGAUCCUGGAGAAUGUCACAGUGCAGAUGGAGCCCACAGAAGGUUAUGAAGUGGUGUGUUGUAUUCCAGCAGCUAGCCUACCUUAUAACCAGGCAGGCAUCUGUUACACACUGGUGACACUGCCUGAAGAUGAUCCAACAGCAGUGGCCUGUACAUUUAGCUGUACUCUGAAGUUCACUGUUAAAGACUGUGAUCCAAACACUGGAGAGGCUGAAGACGAUGGGUAUGAAGAUGAGUAUGUGCUGGAAGAUGUGGAGAUCACUGUGGCUGACCACAUCCAGAAAGUCCUGAAGCCGAACUUCAGUGCUGCCUGGGAGGAGGUGGGAGACACCUUUGAGAAAGAAGAGACUUUCGCCCUGUCAAGCAUGAAAACGCUUGAUGAGGCUGUGAAUAACAUUGUUAACUUCCUGGGCAUGCAGCCAUGUGAGAGGUCUGAUAAGGUGCCGGAGAAUAAGAAUUCACACACACUUUACCUAGCAGGUGUUUUCCGCGGGGGUCACGACCUCCUUGUGCGGGCACGGCUGGCGUUGAUGGACAGCGUGACGAUGCAGGUCACAGCGAGAAGUAAAGAUGAAGUUCCCGUCGAUGUCAUCAUGGCCUCCGUUGGGUAGUUUCUUCUGUGAAGAAGUCUGGGUAACGCUGUCAUAACCCGGGGAGGAAAAUAAUGGGGGGACUUCUGAGAAAACACCGCAAAUUUUAUUGCCAUUUAUGUAGGGGGGUAAAAAUCAGUCCUUUGUUAGUCUUACAGAGAUUGUGUUGGAACCUUUGCAUUGAAAGCAGAGGAUUAAUGAAUAAUUGUUAAUAGCAUCGAUUGUGGUUUUAUGGAAGCCUGCGAACGAGGGAAUUUUAAACACCCUAAGUGUCCAUAAUGAGGAUUGUUACAUUAAAUAAAAAGACAUAUAUAUAAAUACAUAUAUAAAUUGUGGAACUGAAGAUGGGAGCUUUAAGAUUUGUUUUCUUUCCUGCUAUCUGCUUGAAUACAAAUACUUUUGUUAUUCCACUUUCUCUGUCUAGUGUGCUUUAGGUUACAUUGGGUAAGAAAGGAGUUUUGAUGAGAUCUCCCUCCACAGACCACAACAUUUGCCUGGCCUGCUUCACUUGGUUCAGUGAUCAUUCUCUGUUUAACGGUUCACACUCCUCCAUGUGUCCCCAUGCAGCUGCACAGAAAGGAUGGUGAAGAGGGGCAGCUAGAAGUCUUCCUUAUCGCUCCCUCAGUACCUUGGGCAUGGAUUGGGUAUUGGAAGUAAUCAUACUGCUAAUGGGUCAACCUUCAUCCUUGCCCUCCCUUUCCCCAGUACAAACAGCUACCUCACGUAUUCUCGUGUCAGUUUCUGCUGCUUGUGGUAAAACCAGAAAUAGACCAAAAAAAAUUCUUAUUCUGCUCGUGCAGUGUAAUUGGUAACCCGAAAUUGCAGUGUCUGAUGGUCUGCUAUUUACCUGCACCACCCCUCCUCUCGCUCCCUGUCGAAUGCAUUACAUUUACACUUCUCGGUAGGGCUCUGCUGCUGUGUUUUGUAACUUCUAAUUUUCAGGAAGGCAUUUCGCCCUCUAAAUUACAAAUCAGUGCUGAUGAUGAAAUGUUUCAAUGAAAUUACCACUUUGCCAUCCCAGCUGGACUGGAUAUGGCUUGGAAAUAAUUUCUGCAGCUUGUUGGCAUUUGCAGAAAGUGGUUUGUACCAGUGCUCAGAAAAGGUGGGAAUUAAUUGCGAAGAGAAACCUUGCAAUGGUGCUGAAAAUGAGGCCAGAGGAGAGAAGGAUAAAUAUGGGGGUUUAUUCACAGGAUAUUUACUUAUUAAUUCAUCCCAUCAAGUCUAUAUUGGCUCCUGGUAGAAUAGAUCCUCUCAUUUCCCUUCCUCUGCAGUAGGUGAUUUACAGUAGCCAAUCAACCUACCAGCAUGUAGGAGGAAACUAGAGCACACAGGCAACCCCCAUGCUCACAGGCAGAACAAUGACACGGGCAGGUCAGGAUUGAAUCUCGGUCACUGGAGCUAUGAAGCCCCAAUGCCUAUGACUGGGGAGUUUGCAGUGGUUGCCCAUCCCCAGUUGUUGUUGUACAGGUGAACAUCCUUAGCUUUACCAACCAUUCCUGUGAAUCCUCAUGACAAUCCUGUCCCUUGAAGGAAAGCCCCAUGUUCAGCACAGAAGCAAGCCCUUCAACCCAGCCAGUCUGCGCUGAACAUCAUUCAGAUGAAUCUCAUUUUUAUUCUCUCUGCAUUCCCAUCAAUUCCACACUAGGGCCAAUUUACUUACCAACGCGCAAGUCUUUGGGAUGUGGGAAGAAGCCAGAGCACCGAGAGCAAAUGCUACACACAUAGCACCCGAGGUCAAGAUUGAAGCUGGGUGCUGGAGCUGUGAGGCAGCAGCACUGACUAUGUGGGAAGACCAGCAGUACUAUGGAGGUUAUGGCUGCAGACCCCACGGUAGGACUGGACUCCCUCCACUAUCUGUCCUGGCUAUAGGGCCCACUCAGUCUGGCCCUGCAACUGGGUCCUUAAUAUGACCCAGAAGUAUCAGGAUCUGGGUUACGUAGAGUUAAAAUGUUUGGCCUCACUGCAGACAAAAACCUCUGUGCACUGCUGCUGUUGAUUUUAUGCUGGUCAAGGCUCCUGGAUGGUGUUGAUAUUCCUGGAAACAAAUGUUCAAAUUUGUAUUUGCACUGCCACAUGAUGCAACAUAAGUUUGCAGGAAAUUGUGUUGCGUUACACUCGGAACAUUUCAAUUAAGAGGCUAACCUUAGAACUGUGCAGUAGUCCAGGGGGCCACCCAGCCCACUGGUUCCAUACUAGUCCUCCAGCAGAGGACUUCACUGGUUGCAAGCACUUGGACAAGCCCCAAGAUCAUGAAAGGCAGAAUGAAAGUCGUGAACCUUUUCUGAAAGAGAUGAUUUAAUAUAUACAAAUAACAGCAGCACUUAACUCUGUUAAAUUUGCUUACUGCUGUGUUAAUUCUCUGCCUGCCAUCUUAUUAUUCUGCAAGUAAUCCUGGCCCUGGAUGUCAAUUUGCUGUGUUUGUUGCUAUCUCAAGUGGUUGCUACAGUAUGAAAAGUGUAAAAUGAUUGCCGGAUGGAUUGAACAGAUGAAUAUGAAAGGCAAUAUUACAGGGCUUGCAGUAAAACAUAAUGAGGGUUGUGUCUCAGACACCACUGGCUUCCUAGGUUUUAGAAAAUUAUAUAGUGCUUCAACACAUGUUUUAUUGCAGCCUUUAAUACAAAACAAAAUUCCCAAAGGACUUCAGUUUGAUUAAAAACAAUGGCCAUUGAACUGGAGGGGGGGGGGGG
Messenger RNA from Pristis pectinata (smalltooth sawfish), 5434 nucleotides. Its product is annotated as coatomer subunit gamma-1. Gene Ontology annotation, biological process: protein secretion; endoplasmic reticulum to Golgi vesicle-mediated transport; intra-Golgi vesicle-mediated transport. Gene Ontology annotation, molecular function: structural molecule activity. Gene Ontology annotation, cellular component: endoplasmic reticulum; endoplasmic reticulum-Golgi intermediate compartment; COPI vesicle coat. Lineage: Eukaryota; Metazoa; Chordata; Chondrichthyes; Rhinopristiformes; Pristidae. The record is from RefSeq and is a predicted model, not a curated record. The coding region runs from base 144 to 2768 and encodes 874 amino acids. The transcript is spliced from 24 exons.